UGCAAUACCUCUCCCCGGAUGUUUAUAGAUUCUUUUAUUGCCAUUUAUCACGAUGAUCCACCAAAACAACACUUAUCAUUCCAGUGUACAUUGUACAUUGUUUCCUGCAAACUCGUCCCAAAACAGAACCAUUGUUUAGAGCACAAACUAAGCAUAUAUCGCGGCCAACAUACAACACCACCUACCCCAUUGUACAACAUAUGUUCCGAUGGCUAUCGAAAACUAGUGUCCAGCACGCAACACGCACGCAACUCCCUACCGACUGGAUGCUAGUAGUUGCCAGUGCUGCCGUCCUUCGCGGCAGAUGAUUCCGUUCCGUGCUAACAACAUGUGGUACUACCACCUCAUUAUACUGUGGCUUACCGUGCUGAUCUACACUGCAAACAGCAUUUGGGUGGUGGAGAUCAACAAGUUGCAUAAAUCGUGCGAAAACCCUAGCAAACGUGCUCCCUUCCCGCUCGAUAUGUCCAAGGUGCAGAUCUACCUGUCGGAGGAGGACAAGCUGGUGUUGAACGGUGAGGUGACGUUCACGCAGGACAUCUUUCCACCGUGGGGGAUUUCGAUCUACACCCACAAAUUGGACCACGGCGAAUGGACCCCGACGGCGUACACCAAGAGCGCCUUCAAUCUGUGUCUGGAGAUGCACGCGAGCCACGAAAUUUGGUACAUCAUUACGAAGCAAUUGAACAAAACCAACUGUCCUUAUCGGAAGGGUUAUGUCGAAAAGUUCGACAUGGUUGACAUCGGAAGUUUCGGUUUCGAUGAUGUGCUGCAGGACCUUGUCGGGGAUUGGAGAAUUUUUGUCGACUUUAGAUUGGGUUCGGUACCGCACAAGCUGCAAAUUUCCUGUAUGAUGUAUGAAAUUUCCAUACUAGAACACUGACAAACACACAUAAAAAGGAAGAAUCUCACCAAAAAGGUGCUUAAUUUAUCUGUAAAAGUUGGCAGCAACAGGAGUGCUGCUUUGAAAUUCCCAAAAGAAAGACAAAAUAAAUGUUCUAAAUU
Anopheles gambiae (African malaria mosquito) is the source of this 1005-nucleotide messenger RNA. RefSeq lists its product as uncharacterized. The record is from RefSeq and is a predicted model, not a curated record. The transcript has 4 exons. The coding region runs from base 305 to 883 and encodes 192 amino acids. NCBI's taxonomy places the organism in Eukaryota, Metazoa, Arthropoda, Insecta, Diptera, Culicidae.